GAUAUUUUAUUGUGUGUGUGAAGAUGGAAGUCAGUGUGAUGUAGCCGGGCUCGGAGGCAUACAGGCGGCAGAACAUGCGCAGUGGCCGUUUGUGCCAUAUUGGAACGAGGUCGUGAACGAGAAGUGCGUCAAGCCGGCGAGGCGCCGCCGGAGCAGACCAGGAAGUAUCGCGAUGUUAUCGUCAAGACAAAAAGGCCCCGCUGUCGCUGGGACGACAGUUGCAGCCGCGGCGCCUACGACGGUUUUAUUUUGAAACGUCCAACCGGGCCUGUCGGUUCGGGUUUCCGCUAGCUUACCGGUGCUGCGAGCGAGCAGGCGGAGAGGAACGGCAUCUAAAAAGCGACUUGGAAAAACUACUUAGCGAUUGUGUUUCCCGCCCAGGGACCUCAAAGGUUCAGGAAGACUUGUUCAGAAAUGCUUCACCGCAUGCUAAGUGCAGAUGAGAAUAUGGUUCAAGCUCCUUGUGUCGGCCUUGAGGGGGCACCAGCAUGAGUCAGGAGUCGCUGGAGUCUGACGGAGACGCUCAGGAUCCGUGUGACUUCAACUGGGAUGACUACCUGGAGGAGACUGGAACCGUCUGCGUGCCUCACCACGCCUUUAAACAUGUGGACCAGGGCCUGCAGACGGGCCUGACCCCAGGCAUGAAGCUGGAGGUGUGCGUGCGCUCCGAGGCCGACGACCCUUACUGGGUGGCUAACAUCAUCACCACGUGUGGCCAGCUGCUGCUGCUGCGCUACGAGGGCUACCAGGACGACCGGCGCGCAGACUUCUGGUGCGACAUCAUGGCGACAGACCUCCACCCGCUGGGCUGGAGCCGCCAGCACGGCCGGACCAUGCGAGCUCCUGAAGGUGUGCGUGAGAAGCACCAGGACUGGGAGGCCGUGCUGGAGAAGGCCCUGGCUGAGGAGUGCAGCGCGCCUGCCAACCUGCUGGAGUUGCCCCAGCGUGGCAGAGACCCCGUGGAGCUCCUGUGCGCUGGCUGCUACGUGGAGCUCCAGGACAGCGUUGACCCAGGCGUGGCCUGGGCCGCGGAGGUGGAGGAGAACGUCGGAGGGAGGCUGAAGCUGCGCCUGGUGGGCACCGAGGGCCUCCCGGACGCGCCCGCAGCCCUCUGGCUCUUUUACCUCCACCCACGCCUCCACCCACCCGGCUGGGCCAAAGAGCACGGCUGCACCCUCCGCCCUCCCUCAGAUCUGCUGGCGCUGCGCAGCGAGGCAGAGUGGGAGGAAGUGAGACAGAGGAUCAGUGACCUGCCGCAGGAUGAAGCUUUGACUGCAGAGUUCAGCAAGGAUCACCCUGCUGUGGCUGCUCAUUGUUUUAAAGAAGGGAUGAAACUGGAGGCAGUUGACCCUGCUGCUCCCAUCUCCAUCAGGCCAGCCACUGUCACCAAGGUGCACAAUGAGCUUUACUUCCUGGUGACGAUGGAUGACCUCUGUGGCAUUGAGGAGUCGGAGGGGGCUGGGCGCUCUUUCCUGUGCCACAGAGACAGUCCAGGGAUCUUCCCUGCUCAGUGGAGCCUCAAAAACGGGCUCAGUCUCAGCCCCCCACCAGGAUACCAGGGACCAGACUUUGACUGGGCCGAUUACCUGAAACAGUGGGAGGCAGAGGCUGCUCCGCAGCAGUGCUUCCCAAAUGAGCAAAGUGACCACAGCUUUAAAGAGGGCAUGAAACUAGAGGCUGUCAACCCACUGUCACCUGAGAACAUUCAUGUGGCAACAGUCACCAGGGUCAAAGGGCAGUACCUUUGGCUCAGCCUGGAAGGGCUGAAGCAGCCCAUGCCUGAGCUGAUAGUACAUGUGGACUCUCUGGACAUCUUCCCUGUCAGCUGGUGUGAGACGAACGGCUAUCCGCUUGUGCACCCCAUCAAGCCCUCAGUUGAGAAAGAGAGGAAGAUUGCUGUGGUCCAGCCAGAGAAACACAGAAGCUCACCAAAGUCUUCAUCACCUGAUGCUGUCAAGCAGCAGCUGGCCAACCAAUCAGAGACAGGACCAGGAAACGGGAAGUACUGCUGUCCUAAGAUUUACUUCAAUCACCGCUGUUUCUCAGGGCCGUACCUUAACAAGGGACGAAUUGCAGAGCUGCCUCAGUUUAUCGGCCCUGGGAACUGUGUCCUCGUGCUCAAAGAGGUACUGACUCUGCUGAUAAACUCGGCAUACAAGCCGAGCCGCGUGCUCAGAGAGCUGCAGCUGGACCAGGAGAGCCGCUGGCAAGGCCAUGGAGAGACACUCAAAGCCAAGUAUAAAGGAAAGAGUUACCGGGCCACGGUGGAAAUCGUCCGCACUGCAGACCGCGUCGCAGACUUCUGCAGAAAAACCUGCAUCAAGUUAGAGUGCUGCCCGAACCUGUUUGGACCUCGCAUGGUUCUGGAACGCUGCUCAGAAAACUGCUCCGUCCUCACCAAAACCAAAUACACAUAUUAUUAUGGAAAGAAGAAGAGUAAACGUGUUGGACGUCCACCCGGAGGCCACUCCAACCUGGAGGGAGGAGUGAAGCGAAGAGGCAGGAGGAGAAAGAGGAGGAAGCAGCUUUUUGUCCACAAGAAAAGGCGCUCUUCAGCAUCAGUGGACAACACACCCGCUGGGUCUCCACAGGGAAGUGGAGAAGAAGAAGACUUGGAUGAAGAUGACUCAUUGAGUGAAGACACUGGUUCGGAGCUCCAGGAUGAUCUCCAGGAUGACUCUGAGCAAUCAGUUGGGAAGUCACAGCCAGCGACGCCAUCACCAUCCCCACCAGCAACACCCAGGCCCACGCGGCGACGCCGGAAACCCUGCUCCCCCUCCUUCUCUGAUGACGAGAACCACCCACCUUCACCUAAGACAUCUAAGACUGAGCCUCCUCAGAAGUUGUGUUUGGACACGAGCCCCCUGGAGUGGAGCGUUACCGAUGUGGUUCGCUUCAUCAGGACCACUGACUGUGCUCCCCUUGCAAGGAUUUUUUUGGAUCAGGAAAUUGACGGGCAGGCGCUGCUCUUGCUCAACCUCCCGACAGUGCAGGAGUGCAUGGACCUGAAACUGGGACCGGCCAUCAAACUGUGCCACCACAUUGAGCGGGUCAAGCUGGCAUUUUAUCAGCAGUUUGCUACGUAGCCGAUGGAGAAGUAGCGAGAAUACAACUACAUCUGUUUUGUGAAUUAAUUCUAUGAAAAGCACUGUCCUUUUUUCCCAUUUUGACUUUUCUUACACUGGACAUUGUUUAGAAUCCUGCGUGUACAACAUGAGACAGAUGAAGCAACCUUUCCUGGUCCUUCCUGGUAAAAAUGUGCAAAGAAGAGCAUCUGCACUGAGCGAGGAUCAGUUUGGGUGCUCUUUUCAUGAGACACAGGAGAUGAGAAGAACUCAAGGCACUGUGGAACAGCAAAUAAGUUCUGAAGUUUUUCAUUAGGUCCAACUUGUUUUGCAGCAGCCCAUCAUCAAGAAUUAUUACAUUAUAAGUAGUAGACUGGUGUAUUGCUAGGUUCUACCAAGACCUUUUUAAAGUGUGUUGUGUAUCAACCCCCUCAAUUACAUUCUCUAAAACUGAUUCAAAGCUUUUUCUGUAUCUGAUGGUGAACAUAUCCUGUUGAGAUUUAUUAGAUGAAGAAUUCUGGUGAUUUGACAAGCUUAAUGUGAAAGAUUACUUCUAUUUAGACUGCAAUUAGGGCUAUGAAAUAUAACAGAUCCUAGUUGUACCUUGAAGUAUUAGGGGCUGGUUCACUAGGUUUCUUAGUUUGUCUGGAAAUUUGCUGCACUAUGAAAAUACAUUAAAAAAUUAGCGGGUUGCACAAAAGGAAGCCUGACAUUAGAAAACAUAUGCUAACAAACAAAUUUAUGCUAUAUUAUUUACAAUCCGCAAAAGUUGACCAGCUGAAUUAAGAUAGCAGAUUCUAUCUUAUGUACGAUGGACUUUCAUCUUAGGAGAUCAAAUAGCUUUCUUAUUAAGCUUCUAUAGUAUCAGAACUGUUUACAGUGCACGGAUUCUGUAAUUCAAGCACAAGCUCAAUAAUGUACUGUAUAGUGGUAUGCAAUUAUAUCAGUGCAUGUGUGUGUGUGUAUAUAGUGUAUAUACUCAAAUCUUCUAGUGUAACAGGGUAAUUAGAAAUAUAUCAAGCUGUUAGGCAAGGAGCAAACGCUUCAUAUCCCGUAUACAGAAUAUUUGCACAGAAAUGAACUAAUUACAGCUACAGUUGAGUAUUUGAGCCAUUUUGUAUCAUUUUAGAAUUUUAGCUGUUAACUUAAUUGGACAGUUUUGAAGAAAGAUUUGCCCAAGCUGCGUUUGUAAAUGUUUUUUUCUCCGGUUUCUUCAGUGUUGUUUAAUGUGAUGUGCUUCAUUUGAAACAAACCUCUGUGUGUAGUUUGUUUACUCAUUUGCUUGUAGUUACAGCUGUACUCGAAGCAAUUGAACAUGAUUUUAUUCCGUGGCCUGAAAUUCUGAAGGCUACUUAAAGAAAACUGCAAUAAAAACGAUUAACAAAUUGUC
Messenger RNA from Betta splendens (Siamese fighting fish), 4455 nucleotides. RefSeq names its product Scm like with four mbt domains 1 (gene sfmbt1). NCBI's taxonomy places the organism in Eukaryota, Metazoa, Chordata, Actinopteri, Anabantiformes, Osphronemidae. Gene Ontology annotation, molecular function: histone binding; transcription corepressor activity. Gene Ontology annotation, cellular component: nucleus. The record is from RefSeq and is a predicted model, not a curated record. The transcript is spliced from 22 exons. Gene Ontology annotation, biological process: regulation of DNA-templated transcription. The coding region runs from base 489 to 3086 and encodes 865 amino acids.